CUCAGAGAGUUAACUUUUUUAAAUUUAAAUCCCGGUUUUGUCGCGUUAUCACACACGAGAGGAGGAGGUGGAGGAGGUGGAGGAGGGUCGGCGAGAGGAGAAAAAAGAGGGGGCUGAAAAGUCAGUCAUGGUUCGGAGGUUAGCGUGAAAGCCGGAGCGUCCACUUGCAACAGAACCCCGUUGAUAUUUAACCGUGAGGAGCAGCAGCAGCAGAAAUAGAAGAAGUAGAAGAAGAAGAAGAAGAAGAAGAAGCACAAGAAGAAGCAGCAGAAGAAGAAGAAGAAGCACAGCAAGAACAAGAGGGAAAGGGAAGCCCGGGGGAACGAGAGAUAAAGUGGGGUACAAGAUGCAGCUGGCCGCGGUGCUGUGGGGCUCCCUGAUAACUUUGCUGCUCAGCCAGAGUCCAGGAGUCCGGGGUAGUGCCGAGUGCUCGUGCGGGAGGAACCACUUCACGUGUGCGGUCAGUGCGUUCGGGGAGUGCACCUGCAUCCCGGCCCAGUGGCAGUGUGACGGGGACAACGACUGCGGCGACCACAGCGACGAGGACGGAUGCAUGCUCCCCACCUGCUCGCCGCUGGACUUCCACUGCGACAACGGAAAAUGCAUCCGCCGCUCCUGGGUGUGCGACGGAGACAACGACUGCGAGGACGACUCCGACGAACAGGACUGUCCUCCCAGGGACUGCGAGGAAGACGAGUUCCACUGCCAGAACGGCUACUGCAUCCGCAGCCUGUGGCACUGCGACGGGGACAACGAUUGCGGGGACAACAGCGAUGAGCAGUGUGACAUGCGCAAAUGUUCGGACAAGGAGUUCCGCUGCACGGACGGCAGCUGCAUCGCCGAGCACUGGUACUGCGACGGGGACACGGACUGCAAGGACGGGUCGGACGAGGAGAACUGCCCCUCCGACGUGAUGGCGGCCACCUGCAGCGUGGAGGAGUUCCAGUGCGCGUACGGCCGCUGCAUCCUGGACAUCUACCACUGCGACGGAGACGACGACUGCGGGGACUGGUCGGACGAGUCGGACUGCUCUUCCCACCAGCCCUGCCGAUCAGUGGAGUUCAUGUGCAGCAGCGGGAUGUGCAUCAACGCCGGCUGGAGGUGCGACGGCGAAUUCGACUGCGACGACCAAUCGGACGAGAAGAACUGCACCACGUCCAUGUGCACGGCCGACCAGUUCCGCUGCGGCACCGGACGCUGCGUCCGGUUGUCGUGGCGAUGCGACGGCGAGCCCGACUGCUCCGACCGCAGCGACGAAGAGGGCUGCGAGAAAACCGAGAGUCCGCCCUGCGCCCCCGAUCAGUUCCAGUGCGCCAACGGCCGCUGCAUCGGCCAGAGGAAGGUGUGCAACGAGGUCAACGACUGCGGAGACGGCACGGACGAACACCCGCACCACGACUGCCGUCCGCGCUCCAGCGAGGGCGACUGCAACCAGAACAACGGAGGCUGUUCCCAGAAGUGUCAGAUGGUCAGAGGCCUGGUCCAGUGCACCUGUCACACCGGAUACCAACUGAUGGACGACGGCAAUACAUGCCAGGAUGUGGACGAGUGUGCCGAGGACGGCUACUGCAGCCAGGGCUGUACCAACGCGGAGGGGGGGUUCCAGUGCUGGUGCGUCCAGGGCUACGAGCUCCGGCCCGACAAGCGCAGCUGCAAAGCUCUGGGUCCGGAGCCGGUGCUGCUGUUCGCCAACCGCAUCGACAUCCGCCAGGUGUUGCCGCACCGCUCCGAGUACACGCUGCUGCUCAACAACCUGGAGAACGCCAUCGCGCUGGACUUCCACCACAGCCGCGAGCUGGUCUUCUGGUCCGACGUGACGCUGGACCGCAUCAUGAAGGCCAACCUCAACGGCUCCAACGUGGAGGAGGUGGUCUCCACCGGUCUGGAGAGUCCAGGCGGCCUGGCCAUAGACUGGAUCCAUGACAAGUUGUACUGGACGGACUCCGGGACGUCCCGUAUCGAGGUGGCCAACCUGGACGGGACGCACCGCAAGGUGCUGCUGUGGCAGAACAUGGAGAAGCCCCGAGCCAUCGCGCUGCACCCCAUAGAGGGUAAGAUCUACUGGACCGACUGGGGCAACACGCCUCGCAUCGAGUACUCCAACAUGGACGGCUCCAACCGGCGGGUCAUCGCCGACACACACCUGUUCUGGCCCAACGGCCUCACCAUCGACUACGCCGGCCACCGCAUGUACUGGGUGGACGCCAAGCACCACGUCAUCGAGAGGGCGGACCUGGAUGGACGCAACCGCAAGGCCGUCAUCAGCCAAGGCCUGCCCCACCCGUUCGCCAUCACCGUGUUCGAGGACAGCCUCUACUGGACCGACUGGCACACCAAGAGCAUCAACAGCGCCAACAAGUUCACGGGCAAGAACCAGGAGAUCAUCCGCAACAAGCUGCACUUCCCCAUGGACAUCCACACGCUGCACCCGCAGCGGCAGCCGGCAGGCGGCAGAAACCGCUGCGGCACCAACAACGGCGGCUGCAGCCACCUGUGUCUCCCCAGCAACACGACGCACACCUGCGCCUGCCCCACCGGCUUCAAGAAGGUGGACCACUCCAACUGCGCCGACGGUCUUGACAAGUUCCUGCUUUUUGCCCGAAGGACGGACAUCCGACGAGUCAGCUUCGACACCGAGGACAUGUCCGACGACGUCAUCCCUCUGGCCGACGUGCGCAACGCCGUGGCGCUGGACUGGGACGCCAAAGACGGCUUCAUCUACUGGACGGACGUCACCACCGACUCCAUCAACAGGGCGCUGUGGAACGGCACCAAGCAGGAGGUGGUGGUGGACACCAGUCUGGAAAGCCCGGCCGGUCUGGCGAUUGACUGGCUGACGAACAAGCUCUACUGGUCCGACGCCGGCACGGAUCGCAUCGAGGUCUCGAACGCCGACGGCAGCAUGCGCACCGUCCUGAUCUGGGAGAACCUGGACCGGCCCAGGGACAUCGUCGUGGACCCGAUCGGAGGUUUCAUGUUCUGGACCGACUGGGGCGCCAACCCCAAGAUCGAGCGCGCCGGAAUGGACGCCUCCGGCCGCGUCGUCAUCAUCUCGUCCAACCUGACGUGGCCCAACGGGCUCGCCAUCGACUACGAGACCCAGCGCCUGUACUGGGCCGACGCCGGCAUGAAGACCAUCGAAUUCGGCAACUUUGAUGGUUCCGACCGGCAGGUUCUGAUUGACAGCCAGCUGCCGCACCCCUUCGGCCUCACCGUACACGAGGACAAGCUGUACUGGACGGACUGGCAGUCCAAGAGCAUCCAGAGCGCCGACAAGCUCACCGGGUUGGACCGGCGCACGCUCGCCGAGAACCUGGAGAACCUCAUGGACAUCCACAUGUUCCACCGGCACCGAGACACAGUGCGUAACCCGUGUGCGGAGAGUAACGGGGGCUGCAGCCACCUCUGCCUCCUGGCGCCGGCUCCCAAAGCCUCCAGCUGUGCCUGUCCCACUGGCAUCAACCUGCAGGAGGACGGAAAGACCUGCACGCCCGGGAUGAGCAGCUUCCUCAUCUUCGCUCGGAGGACGGACAUCCGUAUGGUUUCUCUGGACAUCCCCUACUUCGCCGAUGUGGUUCUGGCCGUCAACGGCUCCAUGAAAAACACCAUCGCCAUCGGGGUCGACCCCAAAGAAGGUAAAGUGUAUUGGUCCGACAGCACGCUGAAGAAAAUCAGCCGAUCCGACUUCGACGGAAAAGCGCAAGAGACGAUCGUCUCUACAGGGCUGGUGACGACGGACGGCCUGGCGGUGGAUGCCGUCGGCAGGAAGAUCUACUGGACGGACACGGGCACCAACCGCAUCGAGGUGGCCAACCUGGACGGCUCCAUGAGGAAAGUUCUGAUCUGGCAGAACCUGGACAGCCCUCGGGCCAUCGCCCUCUACAACGAGAAGGGCUACAUGUACUGGUCGGACUGGGGGGAGCACGCCAAGCUGGAGCGCUCGGCGAUGGACGGGUCGGACCGCGUGGUCCUCAUCAGCAACAACCUGGGCUGGCCCAACGGCCUGGCCAUCGACACGGCCGGAUCGCAGCUGCUGUGGGCCGACGCCCACACCGAGCGCAUCGAGGCGGCCGACCUGAACGGGCAGAACCGCCACACCCUGGUGACGCCGGUGCAGCACCCGUACGGCCUGACCCUGCUGGGGUCCCACAUCUACUGGACCGACUGGCAGAGCCGCAGCAUCCAGCGGGCCGACAAGAGCUCCGGCACCAACACCAUCACGGUGCGGGCCAACCUGCCGGGCCUGAUGGACAUCCAGGCCGUGGACAGGGAGAGGCCACUGGGUUUCAACCGGUGCGGCCAGAGGAACGGCGGCUGCUCCCACCUCUGCCUGCCCCGCCCCAACGGCACGUCCUGCGCCUGUCCCACCGGCAUCCUGCUCAAGGGCGACGGCAGGUCGUGCGACGACUCGCCCGAGUCCUACCUGCUCUUCUCCAACCGGGUCAGCGUGCGGCGCAUCUCCCUCGACACCGACGACCACACCGACGUGCACGUGCACGUGCCCGAGCUGCACAACGUCAUCUCGCUGGACUACGACAGCGUGGACGCCAAGCUCUACUACACCGACGUCACCCUGGACGUCAUCAGGCGCUCCAACCUGGACGGCAGCGGCAUGGAGACGGUGAUCAGCCAGGGCCUGAAGACCACGGACGGGCUGGCCGUGGACUGGGUGGCCCGGAACAUGUACUGGACCGACACGGGGCGCAACACCAUCGAGGUGGCCCGCCUGGACGGGACUAGCCGCAAAGUCCUGGUCAACAACAGCUUGGACGAACCCCGAGCCAUCGCCGUGUUCCCGAGCAAAGGGUACCUGUUCUGGACCGACUGGGGUCACAUUGCGAAGAUCGAGCGCGCUCACCUGGACGGCUCGGACCGGAAGGUUCUGAUCAACACGGACCUGGGCUGGCCUAACGGCCUCACGCUGGACUACGACACCCGAAGGAUCUUCUGGGUGGACGCGCACCUGGACCGGAUCGAGAGUUCGGACCUGAACGGGAAACUGCGUCAGGUCCUCGUGAGCCCGGUGUCCCACCCGUUCGCCCUCACGCAGUUGAAGCCGGUGUCCUCCCCUUUAACCACUUUCUCCCGACUCUCGCAGCAAGACCGCUGGAUCUACUGGACGGACUGGCAGACUAAGUCCAUCCAGCGGGUGGACAAGCACAGCGGCCGCAACAAGGAAACGGUGCUGGCCAACGUGGAGGGCCUCAUGGACAUUAUAGUGGUGUCGCCGCACAGACAGACGGGUACCAAUCUCUGUGGCGUAAACAACGGCGGCUGCACUCACCUCUGCUUCGCCAAGACCAACAGCUUCGUGUGCGCCUGCCCCGACGAACCCGAAGUGCGACCCUGCUCCACCAUUUCAGGUUACAUCCCCACGUCUCCUGACCGAGGGACCAGCAGCACCCUGGUCCCCAACAAGCUCCCCAAAGCUCCAACGGACACCCCGCACGGAGGAGCCUCGCCGGUCAACUGCACUGACAAGAACCUGAACGUGGAAGGCUGCGUGAGCAACGUGGUGACGGCGCCUCACGGGGAAGGACUUCACAUCAGCUACGUGAUCGGAGGAGUUCUGACCAUCCUGGCUAUUCUGAUCCUCAUCGCCGCCUUGAUUAUUUACCGACAUAAGAAGUCGAAGUUCGCCGACCCCGGCGUGAGCAACCUGACCUACAGUAACCCCUCGUACCGGACGUCCACGCAAGAGGUGAAGAUCGAGGCGUCGCAGAAGCCUCCGAUAUACAACCAGCUCCGAUAUAAGAAAGAGGGGGGCGUGGACGGCGGCUACACCCAGGAGAAGAUCCGCAUCGUGGAGGGCGUGUGCCUGCUGUCCAGCGACGAGCUGUACUGGGACGACCUGAAGCGGGCCAAGCCGUCCCGCUGCGGCGGCGGCGGCGGCCUGCACGCCUGCAUGCGCACCGACACCGUGUCGCUGCAGACCAGCAGCGCCUCGCUGGACGACGGCGAGACGGAGCAGCUGCUGCAGGAGGAGGCGUCCGAGUGCUCCUCUAUCGCCACCAUGACCCCGUCGGCCGACACCCCUCAGCGUGGCCACGCCCACCACCAGCACAGCCUGCCCGACACCGGCUGGGCCUCCGCGCGCAAGCCCUCCACCGAGAGCGAGGUGUGAGGGGAGCCCCUCCCCCUCACCCCCACUGCCCUCCACACUCCGCCUCAACCUCCGUUACCUAACACACACACACACACACACACACACACACACCUGUAUUUAUAGCAUAUUUUUUAGAGGUACAAAUGAAACUGGUUAGUCACAACUAAGCUCCACAAACACACUCCUGUCUCUGAAAUGGGCUCCGUCUCACACACACGCACACACACACACACACACACACACACACACACACAGUCCAGUCCUCCAACAGUACCCCUCACUGCCUGAUAAACUAAUGAGCAUGCUGGAAUAAGAGAGUAAAGGACUCCGGGGAGGAAGUGAACAGAGAGACGUGCGAGCGUUAUCCGUUCCCCGGAGUUUAUUUUAUUUUUUAAGGAUGCAAACUCUCACUGCGACAAACGCUUCUCCUCCGCGUACAACGCCGCUUUUUGUGUUUUUGUUGUUGUUGUUUCUUUGUGAACAUUUCUUUAUUUUGGACGACGCCAGAGCGCCGCGACGCUCUCCUCCAACGCCACUCACGUCUUUUGUGAACUCUUAUUUAUGAACGUUGUUUAUUCCUUCUUCCUCUUUGUUGUUGUUUUUUUUACUUGUGGAGUUGUGGGUUUGCUGACUUUUUAAGGGGAGGAAACCCACAACAUGAACCCCCCCCCCCCCCCCCCCAGGCGAGAGAGUGUGGACCCGGGGAUCCACCAGUUGUAUUUAUGACGGUGCCAAAAGGGGGCGGGGCUUCAGAGUCCCCGCGCUUCUUUCAGCACUCACACUUCAAGAGCGACGUAUCUUAGUCACGGGAUGUUUGUUUGUUUCGUUUGACUUCCCUCACUUGCCCCUCGCCGGUGGGACCCCUCAGUGACCCCUCAGUGACCCCCCCCCCCCCCGCCGCUUCUAAAUCCUUAUCUUACAGCCUCCAACAGGUCAAAGCAGGAGAGUAGAAGUCCAUUCAAGAGUCAUCUCAAAGAAGCCAUUUUUAUUCUUUUUUUUAUCUCACAAUGUAACCCUUGCCGAGUAGAGGAGGCCCCGAUGGAGCAACAGCCCCCCAAGUGCCACACACGACGUUCUUUCUACGCCUUCAGCUGUAUAAUAAUGUUUUAUUGGUUCCCCCAAAUCGCAAAAGAAUCACAUCAUAUCAGUAGCACUCGGCGCUUCGGCCAUGCAGAUACUUGUGGUUGUAUUUACUCAGGUGUUAGACGGGUGUCUCUGAGAUUUACGAUGCCCUAAAAUGCUACAUUUUUUUUUUGGAGGGGUGGAAAGGGGGCGGGGGGGGGGGGUUCUCAAAGCAAAUUCUCAUCGAGUGAUUUUUCUCUCAUCGGUCUUUCUAAAAAAAAAAAGUCUAACAUGUCCCCGAGAUCAACUAGCCGCACGAAUGACCGUCUGCAGUAGCACUUACAGAUAGAAUGUUUCACUCCUUUUAUUGGAACAACAAAAACAUUUUGAAGAGCUAAAUACAUAAAUAACUCUUGGGCCUGUCCGUUCUCACGUGGCACGGAUACCGGGUUAAAGGCCGGUUACAGGCGUAAAUAUUAGAAGAAGACAAAAACGUGAAUUUUGAAAGAUUUUGUCUCCAAUUGUCAGUGUGAUUUAUUUGUAUUCCUUCAUUCUGGAAUAUUAACACAAAAAGCUGCGGCUCCUCUCGGGGUCUCCGUUGUGUUCGAGGCCCGGUGAAGUUUCAGAGGUGAACAUAUAUUAUUUUUUAAACUGUCAACCAAAAGUAUCUGCAUGGCGAAAAACACCGCUGGAGGCAAACGAGGAGAACAUGUUGAGUUGUUUUUUGUCAUUUGAGUUCUGAUCCACGACUCGGACUCACGAAAGAGUAACUUAGCGACGCGGUGCCCGGCUGACCCCGUCAGACAGCGAGGGUUACCGUUUAGAAAUGUAUCACUGAGAGAAAAAAACAGGAACUUUAAUACAAGUAAAGAUAUUAUGAUGCAUCGCUUUAACUUUUUAGAGUGCGGAAACACUAUAUUGCUAUAUUGACAAAUAUAUCGGUUAGACUUUAUAGAACCAUGUAUAUUAUUAUUUUUUAAGUAUCUGCCACGGGCUCAGCGACGUGCUGAUUUGCUGCUAGACGAAGCACUGAGGCCAAUGAAAGAGGGUCUUGGCAGCUACGUAUCACUCCGGUCUCCUGGCUCCGCCCACACAGCGGCCCGGUAGCCAAUCGCCGCGGCUCACGGCCCCCUCCGACUCUGCUGCAGGAAAUGCGAAAAAACUACAGAUUUUAUCACAAUGCGGAUACAAGCGAACAUUUUCUGUUUAAGAUAUUGUGUUGAUUUUAAGUUGUAUAGUCUUUUGUACAAAGGGAUUUCAUGAGCGUUUUUAGACUAAUUUUACUCACUGGAGAAGAAUUUGUUUUUUUUGUUUUUGUUCCCCCCCCCCCCCCCCAGCUGGAUUCUUUUAACCACUGUUGUUUCCAAGCCUUGUAAAUGAUAGGGAAGAUGCCAGUUAUUUAAUAGUGCUCUUUUGGGUUUUUCUUUAUGAAAUACUGGUUUGCGUAUAGCUGUUGUAAAGUUAACAAAAAAGAGGUAUUUAUGAUUUCUGUUUGAUUGUCACUUGAUGUGUAAAUAUGAAAAGACUGUAUAUGUAUUUCCAUGGCAGUACUAACAAGCUGUGUUGUGUGAUAUAGUGAAUGGUCCCUUUGCUAUCUUUUAAUAUAAAAUUGCAUUUGCAUUUCAAUGAAA
Messenger RNA from Pseudoliparis swirei, 8799 nucleotides. It is a transcript of the gene lrp4, whose product is annotated as low density lipoprotein receptor-related protein 4. The record is from RefSeq and is a predicted model, not a curated record. Gene Ontology annotation, molecular function: protein binding; calcium ion binding. The coding region runs from base 347 to 6124 and encodes 1925 amino acids. Lineage: Eukaryota; Metazoa; Chordata; Actinopteri; Perciformes; Liparidae. The transcript is spliced from 38 exons.